Messenger RNA from Grus americana (Whooping crane), 2752 nucleotides. It is a transcript of the gene EVA1C, whose product is annotated as eva-1 homolog C. Lineage: Eukaryota; Metazoa; Chordata; Aves; Gruiformes; Gruidae. The transcript is spliced from 8 exons. The coding region runs from base 386 to 1681 and encodes 431 amino acids. Gene Ontology annotation, molecular function: carbohydrate binding. The record is from RefSeq and is a predicted model, not a curated record.
CGGGUCUGAGUCAGCCCGGCCCGCACGAUGUGCGCUGAGGGCAGUGCCAGGCACGGCGCCGCCGAGAAGCCUCUUCCCUUCCCCACCGCCCUCGCGGGCUCCCCCGCAGCGGCGGCGACGCGUCUCCCGGGGCCCCGCGCCGGCCGGGACCCCCUCCCGCCGCGGCGGGGGGCGGCUGCGCUGCGGCCUCGGCCUCGGGCAGGGCUGCUCCGCCCUCCUCCGCCUCCCGCUCCCCGCCGCCCGGGCGGUCCCGGGGCAGCCGGAGCUGCCCCGCGGCGGAGGGCGCCCGGCGGACCGGGGGUGGCCGUGCCGCCAGCCGGGGCCGGCUCCAUCAUGUGAGGCGGCGGGUCUGCCCCCCCUGCCCCGAGCUGCCCUCUCCCGCACCAUGAGGGAAGGGGAUGCGGGGCAGCACCCACGCCGGAGACAGGUAGAGCCCGGGCGGCUCCUCCGCUUCCUCUCCUGCGUGAUCCUCGUGUGCAGCGCCCAGGUCGCGGCGCUCGCCGACUUCUCAGGUUACCUAACCAAACUUCUGCAAAAUCAUACUGCCUAUGCCUGCGAUGGGGAGCAUUUGAGUCUGCACUGUCCUCGGCAUUCAACAAUAAGUGUUCAGUCAGCAUUUUACGGGCAAGACUACCACAUGUGUAGUACUCAGGACCCUGAAACCAGGAUGACAGAACCCAUAAACUGUGUGGCACCCACCUCUUUGCAGAAAGUACUGGAUGAAUGCCAAAACCUGCGAUCCUGCCAACUCCUUGUCAAUAGUCGGGUUUUUGGACCUGAUCUGUGUCCAGGGACCACUAAAUUCCUCCUUGUCUCCUUUAAAUGCAAACCUACUGAAUACAAAACCAAAUCAGCAUGUGAAAACCAGGAACUGAAACUCCACUGUCAGGAGUCCAAGUUCCUUAUCAUCUACUCUGCCACCUAUGGCAGACGGGCACACGAGGAGAACGUCUGCUCGACAGAAGUGGAGCGCGGCCCCCCCUUUGACUGUUUGUCUUACAUGGCGCUAGAAGUUUUAUCCAAAAGGUGUUAUGGGAAACAGAGAUGCAAAAUCAUGGUCACUAGCCGGGAUUUUGGAAGUCCGUGCCUACCUGGAGUGACAAAAUACCUUAGCGUCAGCUAUGCAUGUGUUCCUAAAUUUAUCCUCACUGCUGUCAACCCCCUGGUCACCAAUAACAAGUCUUCCGUCAAACAGAACGAUGGUGUUGACCUUGACCCAAAGGAAUCAAGACUUCCAAAGAAAGAUGGAACUAUCGUUAGCAACUCCUUGGCUACAUUUGCAUACAUUAGAGAUCACCUUGAAAGAGCCGCUCUUCUGUUUGUGUCCAGCGUCUGCGUGGGAUUAAUCUUCACGCUGUGCGCUUUGGUGAUCCGUGUGUCGCGCUCGAGUGACUUCCAGAAAUUGCAAAGAAAGAAGGAUCACUUAGUGCCAGAAAGUGACGGAGUGUACGAGAACAGUGAGAAUGAGGAGGAGGAGGAAGAUUCCUCCGAUUCAGACAUCCAGGAUGAGAUAGCAGGACUUUACAGACCUUCUUACUCAGGUUAUAAUUCAACAGAGGCAGCAGAACUGGCCGAAAGGAUAGAGCGCAGGGAGCAGAUCAUACAAGAAAUUUGGAUGAACAGCGGUUUGGAUAUGACACCUCCUAGAAAUAUGAAUACAUUUUAUAUUAAUGAACAAUAAAUGGCUUAUUUUGGAUGACACCCUAGCCCUUUUUUUUAAAAAAAGAAAUGUACCUUCUGUGAAGGAACAUUUGUAUCAGUGCAUAUAAUUAUUUGUAAAGUAAGAAGAAAUAUAUGCAAUAAAAGGAGAGUUUCAAACCCUUGAAUGUCUAUAAAUCAUUCUGUGAAAAACAUGUUUAAAAGCUUCCAUAGUUUUGUUAUGUUAUGGAUUAUUUUUCUCUGUAAUUUGGGAUCAAUUGCCAUACGCAGGUUAAGGAAUAUUAAAAAAGGACAAAAAUAUUGAAGCAGCAUGACACGGAGAAACACCUGCAUUAGGACAUGGUGCUUGUAGCCAGUGAGUGUGUUGCAUCUCAUAAAUUAGAUGAGAAUGUGGUCUAAUGAUGAGAAAUAGGAGUAUUAUUAAUAGUAUGAGCAGGACAAAGCAAAAAUUAAACACAGGUUCUUGAAGCUUUUCUGCUGUUUCCUUAGCCCAACCUUUCCCUACUAAACCCUGUUCCUCUGGUAACAGUGAUCCCGAUUACAAGGGGGUUAAGUUCUGCUCCCCUGAGUCCAGUUGAUGCAGUUACUUAUAACAGACACGUGAAAGAAGGGUCUCUCUCUGGGCUGGGGGGGCUAGAAACCUAUUUGCAAACAAGUGCCUGGUAUCUCAGUGAAAAUAUUCAUGGUUUGAGAGUUAGUUUCCUUCGGAGCAGUCCUCUUGAUGGUAAUGCAACAGCACCUGAAGUCUGGCACACUUUGGCGUGGAGAGAUUUCAAAAUACCUCUCCAAGUCUGCCCCUUCUUUUUUUAAAGCACGUAGGCGCCAGAUGAGGCUGGCCCUGGGAAGAAAAGCGCUGCUGAAGUGUGGACAUAAAGCCAAAAUCGAUCUGCAUCCAAGACCUUCAGUUCCCUGUUAAGGAAAAGGUCACCAUCCAACCAUUGGAAGAGACCUGCCAGAGCUGUAAUUCUGCUGCUACCUGUGCUGGCAAAUUUGUGAAGCACAAGCUCGAAAAUGGCUGUUUUCCUAAAAGACUCUUGAAGUUGACACAUACGAAGAACACUUAAUUCCUAAGGGAAAUGCUGUGUUAAUUUUU